Molecule: messenger RNA, 459 nt
Organism: Cannabis sativa
Lineage: Eukaryota; Viridiplantae; Streptophyta; Magnoliopsida; Rosales; Cannabaceae
Exons: 3
Coding region: 1-459 (152 amino acids)
Source: RefSeq, a predicted model, not a curated record
AUGCAAGAUCCAGAAUUGGUAAAAACCCGAGAUAGGGUUUUGGCUGGAAAGACUAGUGAUUUUUCAGUGGAUGAAAUAAGAAUGUUGCGAUUCGGAAAUCGUGUUUGUGUGCCUAUGGAUGAUUGUAUCAAAAGAGAGAUAAUGGAUGAGUCUCAUACGACUCCUUAUUCAGUUCAUCCAGGGUCAACAAAAAUGUAUCAAGACCUAAAGGCCAUGUUCUGGUGGCCAGGCAUGAAGAAUGACAUUGCUGAGUAUGUUGCUAAAUGUCUUACCUGUCAGCAAGUAAAGGCUGAACAUCAGAGGCCUGCAGGCUAUCAGGCAACAAUUGGGAUGGUCCCUUAUGAGCUUUUGUAUGGAAGAAAAUGUAGGUCACCUGUUCACUGGGAUGAAGCAAAUAUUAUUGAUUUAAAUGCUUUGAUAAUUGAUGUUCAACUUGAUGAUUAUGGUGAGAUUGCUUGA